Prosopis cineraria is the source of this 675-nucleotide messenger RNA. Its product is annotated as putative lipid-transfer protein DIR1. Gene Ontology annotation, biological process: systemic acquired resistance. NCBI's taxonomy places the organism in Eukaryota, Viridiplantae, Streptophyta, Magnoliopsida, Fabales, Fabaceae. The record is from RefSeq and is a predicted model, not a curated record. The transcript has 2 exons. Gene Ontology annotation, molecular function: fatty acid binding. Bases 40 to 357 code for a protein of 105 amino acids.
CACAGACUCACAAGAAAGCUUUUGCUUGGAAACCGCAAUAUGGCAAUCAAACUCUUGAAGGCCUUUAUGGUAUUGAUAGCAGCAACAAUUAUGAUGAUUGGCUUAUUGGGUGGGAAAGCUGAGAGUGUUGUGCUAUGCAACACAGACUCCACGAAGCUCAACUUGUGCCGUGCUGCAGUCACCGGAAGCAACCCGCCACCGCCAACACAGGCAUGCUGCGCGGUGGUCCGACAUGUGAACAUGCCGUGCCUCUGCAAAUACAAGUCCGUGCUGCCUUCACUUGGGAUUGAUCCAAAGAAUGCUUUGGCCUUGCCCGCUAAGUGUGGCCUUAGGUCGCCUCAGUGCCCAGGGAAGUGAAGCCAUAAUUAUAUUGUUGAAGGUUGAAGAUCACGUUCAUUACGAACGUCUUUUUAUGAUCUCUUGUGCUUUAUUCUCAGCACACUGGAAAGCUAUUAGGACGAAAGAAUCAGCUAUUAAUCAAUUAAAUAAAAAUUUAUCUUAAAACAACUUCCCUCUCACAUAGGUUAUAUGAUGUAGUUACGUUCAAGCUCGUGUUGUGUAAGGUUCAGAGUUAUAUGAUGUAAUUCAUCUAGAUAUGUCCACACGACGAACAGAUUUUGUCGUGUGAUUUGUGUUCGAAUCAAAUAAGGAAUAAAUUGGUCAUUGUUACAAAUA